Molecule: messenger RNA, 5498 nt
Organism: [Torrubiella] hemipterigena
Lineage: Eukaryota; Fungi; Ascomycota; Sordariomycetes; Hypocreales; Clavicipitaceae
Source: the annotation of a GenBank genome assembly
GUUUCUCUUGCUUUCCCCGGCGCCUGGGAAUCACAACCUCUUUUCUUCCCGCUUCUUUUGCACACACACCACACUCUCUUCUUCAUACAUCACCGCAGCGUCAUCCUCUGCCAUUCCCCCAACCGGGAUAUUACACGCUCGCGCUCCUUUCAUCGCCUAUACCCUUCCCUUAGCCCAUCCUUCUCGUCUGCCCUGCUUAAUAUAGCCCAUCGGCCACGCUCCUCUCCUUUUCCCACACGCCAAACACAUCCCAUCUCGUUGUAACACGUCUCGGGGCAUGCAAUUCUCAUAUUACCGGCUUCCCCUCGCCACCUUGCAACGUAUCUGACGCUGCCAGAAUGGCCCAGCAACAUGAUUCGCGGGCGCCUGAGCCAGAUGAUCCUAUAUCCGCCGAGGCCGCUGCUGCCAACGGCGUAGAAAAGGAUGCUGGUGCCGACGGCGCUGCGCCGUAUGGUACGCGCUCCCGCAACAGGUCGGGAAACCCGCGGCCAAACUAUGCGGAGGACAAGGAUAUUGAAAUGGACAACUAUGACUACUAUGACAAAAAAGAAAAUGACGGCACCAAAAAAUCAUCACGUCUUGCUGCUUCCGCCACGGCAAAUGGCGACUCAGCUCGCGGCGCUGGAUCGCGCAAGCCAGCCUCGGAGGACUCCAAGGCUGCGCCGUCACAAAAUGGCACCAAGGAUGCCAACUCAACCACAGCCCCAAUUUCGCAGAGCGCACCGCCGGCUGCUGCUGCUGUGUCGCGGAAGCGCAAAGCGGCAUCUGGCCAGUCGUCUGCGACAUCAACAGCAGCGCCAUCUCGUCGCGCCGGCAAUGCGACGCCGACUGGGGCGACGAAUUGGCCUGACUCCAAUAUGCUGACGUUUGACAACUGCAAGGGCAUGCCCAAAAAUGGACAGCUGAUUGCAGACGACGGCACAACGCUUGAGCCCAAUGAUCAUGUUUACCUGGUGUGCGAACCGCCCGGCGAACCUUAUUAUUUGGGACGCAUUAUGGAAUUCCUGCACUCUAAAAAUGAUACCACCAAGCCUGUGGACGCGCUGCGAAUGAACUGGUACUAUCGCCCCAAGGAAAUUGGGCGUAAGUCUACCGACACGCGGCUGCUUUACGCUACAAUGCAUUCCGACAUUAGCCCACUAACGGCGCUACGGGGCAAGUGCCAGAUCCAGCACCGCGUUGAAAUCCCCAAUCUGGAAGAGUACCGAAAGACGCCCGACAGCUUUUGGUACGAAAAACUCUACGAUCGCUACAUCCAGAAGAGCUACGACUUAAUUCCCACGUCCACCAUUGUCAACGUCCCCGAGAGAGUCAAGAAGGUACUUGACGAGCGAUGGAAGUUUGUCUUGGUUGAGCAGGGGCGUAGCAAGGAGCUCACUAGCGCCGUUAAGCUCUGCAAGAGAUGUUCUGCCUAUUGUGCAAGCAACGAGUCUGUGGAUUGCGCAGUAUGUAAAAAUACAUAUCACAUGAACUGCGUUAGCCCGCCGCUCCUCAAGAAACCCUCGCGUGGUUUUGCCUGGUCGUGCGCUGCCUGCAGCAGAGCGCAAGAACGCAAGUUGGAGGCAAGGCAUACAGCAGAUGGCGUCGACGGUGAAGAAGACGAUGUCAUGGAUGAGGAUGACGACGAACUUGGUGCCGAUACGAACAGGACGACGCCUGCACAAGAGGUUCACCACGCGGAAGGAACGCCGGAGCAGAUCUAUCAAGCUAGCCUCUGGCCAUACCGAUAUCUCGGCGUGCAUUGCUCUCCUGAAGAUGCUCUCGACUAUGAUGAUCGAAUUUAUCCCCGCGCCAGCACUCGCAUUGGCCCUAGACACCAAGCCAACGUGUUGCCGUAUCCUGGACAGCCCGUCGAGUACGUCAAGCCAUUGGACGUCCGACGUGGAAAGAAGGGAGGUCAGCUCAACAAAGACCAGCUUGCCGCUCUCGAAGCAGAAAAAGCAAAGCGUAGUAGUCGACCAAAGUGGGUGCAGGAUGAACCCCCAGGUUAUACUGUACGAGGAGAAGACCAUGACUUUGACGACCCGGACUGCACAUCGAUCCCCAUGUGGGUUCGCCCACCGGAGGAUAAGCCACCCAUGGAGGAGGUGAUUGCAUACAUGGAUGAGGCAAGACCGAUGGCAAAGAAGUUGGAUUUGCCAAAUAAUUCGACAAAUUUGCAAGACGUCGCUCUCACAUCCUAUCUCCGCCACGAUUACGACGCUGAAAAAGCCUUGGAAUCUCUUCCAACACUUCCACGGGCCGAAUUCGACGAGCCCAAGCUGACAAGCACAGAUGAAAAGAAGUUUGAUGAAGCCGUUUCCAAAUACGGCUCCGAGCUCCAUCUAGUAAUGAAGCAUGUCAAGACCAUGACACCUGGUCAAGUCGUUCGAUACUACUACACGUGGAAAAAGAGCGAGCGUGGAUCCAAGGUCUGGAGCAGCUACUCUGGUCGCAAGGGCAAGAAGCAAGCCAAGUUGGCUGUAGCAGCGGCUUCCAAGAUUGCCGACGACGUAGCCGACAAGGACGACGAUUCUGCAUUCGAUUCAAACAAGGCAGCGGAGAAGAAACGUACCUUUAUUUGUCAAUUCUGCUCAACAACGACAUCGAGGCAAUGGCGCCGAGCCCCGAAUGCCACGCAAACGUUUUUCGAAGACCCUACCGGCAAGGGAGGCAAGUCAGACAAGGCGAACCAAGCUGUUGUGGCUCUGUGCCGAAGGUGCGCGGAGCUUUGGAGACGCUAUGCCAUCCGCUGGGAAGAUGUCGAAGAGGUUGCCAGGAAGGUUGCUCAAGCAGGCGGCAAGGCCUGGAAGAAGAAGCAAGACGAAGAGCUCCUCAAAGAGAUUCAAGCUGUGCAGGACCUGGGUCUCACCCCCGAUAGAGACUCAACUCCUCUCAGUGGCAUCAUUAGUGCAGCAGGUCUUGAGCCACCGCGGAAGAAGCUCAAGGGUGGCCUGGACAAGGAAUUUGAUGCUUCCCUGUCGGAUGCUGGGAGUGUUUCUACGUCGACAAAGCGCAAAGACCGAACCAGCGAAAGCACGCCUGUACCAGACUUGCCCAAACCGCGCGUCUUGCCAUGUGCUAUAUGCGACCAGCUCGAACCCCAGGGCGAUCAGCACGUUUCUUGCCGCGAAUGCAGACUCACUGUUCACCGCAGCUGCUACGGCAUAAUGAACAACAGGGUUCAAGGCAAGUGGCUGUGUGACAUGUGCGCCAAUGACAAGAAUCCUCAAGUUUCAGUCGACUACCGAUGCAUUUUGUGCCCUGUUGAACAUACCGAACAGGACUUUAUCGACCAGCCCAAGCUUACACACCACAAGAAGAAAAUGUCGGACAAGGACCGUGAACGCGAAAAGGUUGAAGUACAGCAAGCACGACGAGCUGCCGAAUUGUACCGUAAGCGCCAGGAAGAGCUCAACAGACCAGUCAACCCAAGAGAGCCUCUUAAACGCACUGCAGACAACAAUUGGGUCCAUGUUACCUGCGCGGUCUGGAUGCCUGAAGUCAAGUUUGGCAGCUCAAAGGCGCUACAACCAGCGGAAGGCAUCUCCUCUAUUCCUCGAUCUAGGUACGAAGAAACCUGCAAGGCUUGCAACCAGGUCAAUGGAGCGUGCAUUUCUUGCCACCACUGUCGGGCAAGUUAUCACGUUGAGUGCGCAAAACAGCAGGGUCACCUCCUCGGCUUCGACAUUACACCUAUCAAAAGCUCUCGCCGGGACCAGUUUAGCAUUGUUGCCAUCAACGGCGAAAGUGGUACAAUGGCGGCUACGCUCUGGUGCAAAGAUCAUGUGCCAGCGAAAACGAUUGCCCAUCCCAUCCACGAGGUUGUUGAUGAAACCGGUCUCACGGCGUUGCAGUUGUUUGUCCGAAACUACAAGCAGGCUGAUAUCUUGCUAACCGGCGGCGUGCGCAGGGCACACCUGAUGUCCAGCUUUGCCAAGGUUGCUCCAAUCAGCUCCUCUGUGGGCAGCAGGCGUACAUCGGGAACCACUGGUGCGAAUGGAACCUGGGCAAAUGGAACAAAUGGUGAUGCCCAUGAUGGCAAGACAGAACAAGCUAGUUCCAAAGUUUGCAUCAGCUGUGGUGUGGACGUCACACCAAAGUGGUGGCCUAUUGAGAACAACGGAACCGCCAAUGGCCAUCAAGAGGCGAUUGGAUCGGAGGCGCAGAAGUUUGUGGAACAGCGUAUGCACCAGUGCCAUAAAUGCAAGAAGAUGGCACGCACUCCACGACCACCUCAACCUCCGCCAGCACCAGCGGCCCCUCCAGCCCAAGAGAUGAUGGAUGCUCCUCGAGUCUAUCCGAAGGAUACAUCACCACACUCAACCCAUUUGCCAAUGCUGCGUAGCCCACCGACACAAACCGACUAUCGUGAAUCUUCCAACCCGCGAUCGGCAUGGCCAAGGACUUCGCCUUCUCCUUCUGACUGGCCCAAGCACCACGUGAAUCCACCACCUGUCGCACCUCCUCUGGGCGGGCGUUAUGCUGCACCACCUCCUCAGGCAUACCCUCCUGCGCCGCCACCCAGAGCUAGUCCUUAUAAUGAUUGGAACCAACGACCAACUAGCCAGCAUGGCUCACCCCCUCGUCGAUAUGAGAUGAGUGCUUGGCCGCCCGGCCCGCCUGCUGCACCACCACCACCACCAAUGUCUACAUAUGGUAUGCUGCGUAUGCCUCCCAACCCGCCUCCUUCGCAAGGCCCACCACCACCUAUGCAUAGCAACGGCCUGCCUCCAUCCCCAAGACGAUUGGGAGGACCAGCACCGCCGUCGCCGUACACGUCGCCAUAUCACGACUCACACAACCACCGACAGCCAUUGUCUGGCCCAGUCAAGCCAGGGCUACCACCUGCGCGAGACUCGUUUACACAUGGUUUGCAUCCUCGGGGAGCGCCCCCAUAUGUGACGGGAGCACAUGGCAGUCCACCACCAGUGCAUAACGGACUUCACCCGGCGCGCGAGCCGCUGCCACUACCACGGGCACCCGAAACCAGACCUCCAAGCGGAGCGAGUGCGAGCCCAUCGCUUCGCAACUUACUCUCUUGAGAGGCUGGACCCGAUGAUACAGACUUGUUCCUUUUCAAGGUUUCUGUUUCCUAUUUUAUUAACAUGGCUAUGAAAUAUAGUCGUUCCCUUUCUAGCGACGACUUGUACUUUUAUACACAGAGCCUUGAAAGAGUUUUGGUGUUCGGGGACGAGAGUUAAUUUUUCUGAUCUUGGGGUUAUCUCCCCGUUUCUUUUUAUGUUUGUUUAUGGAUGGAGUUUAGGACGACGAGACAAGUUUCAUAUACACCACGGGCUUUGCUGUUUUAUUUACUGCGACUUUUGUUUCUUUUAUGUUUUUUUUGGAUGGCUGAGAGAGAGAGAGCGGCUGUUUAGGUGUCGCCCAAGAGGGUUGAUUUUGGAUGGCAAAAGGGGCACUUGGCGCAGGGAGUUUUAGAGCCCAUUAGAGAUCGGUAUACUUGUUGUUUCUGUAACACUAGGCAAACUAGCUAUUUUUUAUUCAAUUUUUUUCCUUGG